CGGUUCGAUAAUCUCGAAGAAGCGCAAAACGUGAACAAAAAGUCGAAACCCGUUUUUUUCGUAUUCUACAAGAAAAUCAUCAAAACUUGACAGAUUUGAUUUUGAUCUUCUCACAACGACAGACAUGGCUACUCUCUCAACCUCCAUCGUCACACCGAAGCUUCCAGAGACUCGUUUUCUAUCAGGUUCAUUAUUGAAGCCUGCGGAUAAAUGCUUCUUGAAAAUCAGCUCCAUUGAACAUUUUCCAGGUUCCUCUGUUAGGGCUAAAGCAACACGUAACCGGCCACUUAUAGUUCGAGCUGGUGGGGACGGUGGAAGACCAAGUGGUGGAAGUAUCUUUGUUGGCGGCUUUGUUUUGGGAGGCCUAAUUGUUGGAGCGUUGGGGUGUGUAUAUGCUCCACAGAUAAGCAAGGUACUAGCUGGAGCUGGAGCUGACAGUAAAGAUUUAAUGAGGAAACUUCCAAAGUUUAUGUUUGAUGAAGAGAAAGCUCUUGAGAGGACCCGCAAGGUGCUAACUGAUAAAAUAGCACAGUUGAACUCCGCCAUAGAUGGUGUCUCUGCACAGUUGCGGGCGGAUGAAGAGCCUAGUGAAUCACUGAGCUCAGAGGAAAUUGUGGCUACCUUACAGUAAAUCAUUUGAGGACAUUCAAGAACAAAUUGUCACUUUUUCUUGUUGGUCAAGAAAUAUGAGUAUGAAGUUUUAUUAGUAUGAAAUUUGGUUAUCAGAAUUAACUACUUCUUUAUAUAACUUUUAAUUGUUGAAGGAUUCUUUUUCCUUGGUUUUGGGAAAAUGUCAGCACCACUCAAACUGGCAUGAAUCCUGAUUCCUGAUUCAUGGUUGAAAUUGAGAUUGAAUUCCUCCAAUACAAAA
Lotus japonicus is the source of this 871-nucleotide messenger RNA. RefSeq lists its product as uncharacterized. Bases 125 to 631 code for a protein of 168 amino acids. The transcript is spliced from 5 exons. NCBI's taxonomy places the organism in Eukaryota, Viridiplantae, Streptophyta, Magnoliopsida, Fabales, Fabaceae. Gene Ontology annotation, cellular component: chloroplast inner membrane; chloroplast thylakoid membrane. The record is from RefSeq and is a predicted model, not a curated record.